This is a messenger RNA of Manihot esculenta (cassava), 489 nucleotides long. Its product is annotated as stress-associated endoplasmic reticulum protein 2-like. Gene Ontology annotation, biological process: endoplasmic reticulum unfolded protein response. The transcript is spliced from 3 exons. Bases 160 to 366 code for a protein of 68 amino acids. NCBI's taxonomy places the organism in Eukaryota, Viridiplantae, Streptophyta, Magnoliopsida, Malpighiales, Euphorbiaceae. Gene Ontology annotation, cellular component: endoplasmic reticulum. The record is from RefSeq and is a predicted model, not a curated record.
UUUAAUAUAAAAGGAAAAUAAGAGAAGAGGUUGAUUUAAUCUUCAAAUAAUCGGAUACAGAUCGGGACGCGGGAGAGGAGAAGGAAGGAGAUCAUCUCUAAUCUCUCGUUAAGCUCUCUCGCUCCAACCUUUUUCCGGCUAUCAGAUCACCCUGUAACCAUGACUACAUCAAGGCGCCUUGCAGAUAGGAAAGUUGAGAGGUUCGAGAAGAACAUUACUAAGAGAGGAGCUGUUCCUGAAACAACUACUAAAAAGGGAAAUGACUAUCCUGUUGGGCCUGUUCUGCUUGGAUUCUUCAUCUUUGUUGUCAUUGGAUCAUCUCUAUUCCAGAUAAUCAGGACAGCAACAAGCGGGGGCAUGGCUUAAAUGUAGACGGAGAGAUGGAAGAUGACGUUAGCUUAUAGUUGAAACAUGGGAAAUAGUUGAUGACUUGUUAUUCAUGUUGAGAACUCUGUUAUCUUAAUAAAGAUGCCCCUAAUUUUUUUUUUU